Molecule: messenger RNA, 2114 nt
Organism: Mercenaria mercenaria
Lineage: Eukaryota; Metazoa; Mollusca; Bivalvia; Venerida; Veneridae
Exons: 3
Coding region: 244-1806 (520 amino acids)
Molecular function (GO): protein binding
Source: RefSeq, a predicted model, not a curated record
CUUUGAUAUUUAAUGUGUUUGAACGGGUAAAAGGUUUUAUAAACUGUAGAGAGUUUAUUUCAAUACUAAUUUUUACAAAUCUUGCUAUUUUUAAAAUAGAUGAGAAACAUGAAAGUGGAUUAAUGUUUUAAAAUAAAGAUUUUGUUAAUUGGAAGUGGAUGAUGAAUCCACAGAGAACAUUAAUGACAUCUCAGUAUUCAAAUUCUUGUACUGAUUAGUUGGAUACUUUCCAGAUUAACAGAAAUGUCAGAAGCAAUAGAAACACUAGAAGAGACUCCAGAGCUUUUGUCUGCCGACUGGCAACAAAGAAAGAGUAUAGGAGCCUGUAUGUUAGAAAUGUAUGACAGGUGUCUCUGGACUGAUGUUAUGUUUCAUUGUAAGGAUAGCGAGGAAGGGGAAGUGAUUAAAGCGCACAAAAUUGUACUAGCGGCUAGAAGCCCGGUGUUUCAGGCGAUGUUCUUUGGUCCUUGCGCUGACGGAAAAGAUGAAGUGAAGCUAAAUGAUGUAGAAAAGGAUAGCUUUCUUUCGGUAUUAAGGUACAUUUACAGUGACACAGUGACGUUGACUGAGGAAAAUGUAACUGCAGUCAUAAACCUGGCUCACUGCUAUCAAGUUUCAAGCUUGGUGCAAUACUGCGCUGAUUAUCUGGCCACCAGUAUUACACCAGAUAACGCCUGUGAAAUUCUAACGACCGCAAUGCUGUUCCAGAUUUCUAGUCUGAAAGGUACUUGCUGCUCAUUCAUCGAUGAUCAUGCACAACAAGUGCUCAAAUCCGAAGGUUUCCUGAAUUUAUCUGAAGAAUGUCUUUUGUUGAUCUUAAGGGGGGAUACAUUCUAUGCUGAAGAACAAGAAAUUUUAGAAACGGCAGAAAAAUGGUCUAAAAGGAGGUUGUUAGAAAGUGGAAUGGCUGAAAACAGUACAAACGUUCGCAAAUUUCUCGGCAAAUUGUUUUAUCAAUUGAGACUGCCAACAAUGACAAAUAAAGCUUUGCUAGAGUAUGUAAGUAGAAAAGGUUAUUUUUCAAUUGAAGAAUAUGCAGAUAUUUCAGGAUGGAUCAACAAAGUCCCCAAUAUUAAAGUGUCCACCAAUUCCUGUGUAGCGAGGGUGCCUAAACUAGAAUCAAUACAGGUUAACAUAGAAAACAGUGAUGAGGUGAUCAGGGACAGUAUUUCCUGUUCGUUUGAGAUAUCUGUGUCAAAAGAUGUAGCUCUGGCAAAUAUCACCCUCAGUGAAGUAACACCACAGCUGAUGUAUGAAAAAAUGUAUACUGAUGAAAGACGUUAUUCGAGUUUUGUUGGACAGAUUUCUGAAGAGGAUAAGUUAUCGGCCAUUUUACGCUAUGGAAAGUAUGAAGAUAGAAUUAUUAAACUACAAACCUUAGACAACAAGAAGUCGAACAGUUACAGUGCUUUUAUUUUAUACCCCCUGCAAGAAGUUCUUCCUAGAAAACUUGGCCUUGUAUUGUCUGGCACUAUCAGCAUCAAAUGUUUAAAAUUUAACCAAAGCUUUAAGGUACAGCAACAACAAUAUGAAAAUGCAACAGUGACCUUGACUACACCAUUGGUACUGAAAAAAGGAAGCGAUCCAUAUUGCGUAUCAGUUAACUAUAGUGUUUGCGUUGGGUUGAAAAUGACGACUAGAUAUCAUAAAAGCACAGAACCCAUCUCAAACAGUGAUGGAACGAUAAAAAUCCGCAGCAGAUGCUAUAGUGGAGAAUCUUUUCUAGGGAUAAAAAAAUUGGGAUUCCUGAACUUUUCAAAUCGUUAUAAAGAUUCGGAUCCAGAAACAAGUGAGAAAAAAUCAUGACUAAGAGCACCAGUAUCAGUAUAGAGACAGGCCUUUUUGCACAAGGAUGAGCCUAGAUCGUUAGAAAGUACAACAUCGAUUGGAACCGUAGAACACAACCACAAAGCAAAAUAAUUGCAUCACCGCUUUGAUUGAAACUGAUCAUAAAGUGUUAGAAAACAUGUAACACGCAGCAUUCAUUCUUCGAUUAGCCUUGCAUUACAAAUAUUUUCGUCAUUCUAUUUCGAAUAUUCUACAAAUAAAAUGAAACUGAUAAUAGUCAUUAUUACUACAAAACAAAUAGGUCAUUAAAGGAAAUACAAUAUUAA